Gallus gallus (chicken) is the source of this 2030-nucleotide messenger RNA. It is a transcript of the gene CDC6, whose product is annotated as cell division cycle 6. Gene Ontology annotation, biological process: cell division; DNA replication initiation; mitotic DNA replication checkpoint signaling. Gene Ontology annotation, cellular component: nucleus. The transcript is spliced from 11 exons. Bases 40 to 1704 code for a protein of 554 amino acids. Gene Ontology annotation, molecular function: DNA replication origin binding; ATP hydrolysis activity. The record is from RefSeq and is a predicted model, not a curated record. Lineage: Eukaryota; Metazoa; Chordata; Aves; Galliformes; Phasianidae.
AGAGCUGAGGGCUGAGUUGGCGCGAGAGGGGCUGCAGCCAUGUCCGUUGCCCGCCCGCAGCGCCAGGCCACCAUCGCCUUCCCGCGGCGGAGGAGCGCCCGCUGCAAUGCCGCUGUCCUGGCCAAGGCCCCCCCGGCUGACCCCGACCCCUCAGACCCCACCGCCCCGUCCCUCUCACCGGUGUCCCCACGUCCCACAGAGCCCGCCCCCAUCACACUGUCACCCCGGAGCACAGCACAACCCCUGAGCCCCCGCAAACGCCUGGGCGAUGACAACCUGUGCAAUGUGCCCCACGCCACGCCCUGCUCCCCGGCCAAGCGCUGCAAGGAGAACCGCGGCUGCCGAGUGCUCUUCGGGGACCCCACGGCCUCCCCGGGGAAGCAGAGCGCGGCGGGGCCGGCCGUGCUGCAGCGCGGGCAGGAGACGCCGCAGGGCUCGGGGCGCAGCGCGGGACUCAGCCGCAGCCGCCUCUUCAGGCAGGAAGGCACGUGCUACCAGCAGGCGAAGCGUGUGCUGCACGCGGCGCUGCCCGAGCGCCUGCAUGGCCGUGAGAGGGAGGCGGCCGCCGUCCGGCAGUUCCUGCGGGAGCACCUGGCUGCGCGCCGCCCCGGCAGCCUCUACAUUGCAGGAGCGCCCGGCACCGGGAAGACAGCGUGCGUGAGCUGCGUGCUGCGCGACUGCAAGGACGAGCUGGCGGGCAGCCGCAGCGCAGUGCUGAACUGCAUGGCGCUGAGCAGCGCCCACGCCGUGUUCCCCGCGGUGGCGGAGCAGUUGGGGCUGCCCACGGCUGGGGCGGGCGGCAGGGAGCUGACACGGCGGCUGGAGCGGGCGCUGACGGCCGAGGGACCCAUGCUGCUGCUGGUGCUGGAUGAGAUGGACCAGCUGGGCAGCAGGGCGCAGGAUGUGCUCUACACCAUCUUCGAGUGGCCGCGGCUGCCCGGCUCCCGCCUGGUCCUCAUUGGGUUGGCCAACGCGUUGGACCUCACCGAGCGCCUCCUGGCGCGUCUGCACACCCCCCCGCUGCCCGCCCCCCACCUGCUGCGCUUCGCCCCCUAUGGCCGGGAGCAGCUGACUGCCAUCCUGCACGGCCGCCUGGAGCAGCUGCAGGGCGGCCCCGUCCUCGAGCCCAGCGCCCUGCAGUUCUGUGCCCGGAAGGUCUCCGCUGUGUCCGGCGAUGCGCGCAAAGCGCUCGAUGUGUGCAGGCGUGCUGUGGAGCUGGUGGAGCUGGAAGUGCGGAGCCAAACCCUGCUGCAGCCACUGCCUGGUGGUGACCCCACAGCCGCGCCCUGCCCCGUCCCCAAGAGAGUGGGGCUCCCGCAGGUGUCCCGUGUCCUCUCGGAGGUGUUUGGGGACAGGAUGGCACCAGGCAGCCCCAGGGCUCGCGAUGCGUUCCCGCUGCAGCAGAAGAUCCUCGUGUGCUCCCUGCUGCUGCUCGCCCGGCACCUGCGCACACGCCAGGUCACGCUGGGCAAGCUCCACGACGCCUACAGCCGCGUGUGCCGGCGGCAGCAGCUCCCUGCGGUGGACCAGACAGAGUGCCUGUCCCUCGCCACCCUGCUGGAGUCCCGCGGUGUGCUGGAGCUGAAGCGUGCCAAGGACAGUCGCCUCACCAAGGUGUCCCUGAAGGUGGAGGAGGAGGAGGCGCAGCACGCACUGCAGGACGCCACGCUGGUGGGCAGCAUCCUGGCACGGGGGCUGUUCUGAGCCCCCCCUCACCCCCCCCCUGCCCCAUGGCCGCUCGGUGGCAGCGCUGUGGUUUGGUGGCCCCAUGGCUGCGUGGUGGCACUGCAGCCGCUCGGUGCGAUUCCCACCCUGGAGGCAAUCGUAUGCAGUUUUAUCGUUAUUAUUUUAUUAAUUGGUGUUAAUGGGAGGGUGGUGCCUGCCGCAGCCCCCCGCGCCCCCCCUGGCCGUGGUGCGUUCCCCCACUGGGUGUGGGGAUGGCUCCAUUGGAGCUGUGCAGGGACCCCAAGGUGGGGGGGAUGCCUGGGGGUCCCCCCAUCUCCUGGCCCUAAUAAAGUCCUCCUUAAUUA